GUGAGCGCUCUUCAAGCGUCUGCUACUGCGAAUUGUGGCUCACAGUUUCAGUUUCACUUUCAGCCUCAACUGCUGAAGAAGAAGAAGCCCCAUCGUGGUGAUUGAUUUUUCUUUUUCAUGUGCCUCGCGCACAGUUAAUUCAAUAAUAAAAGAAAAAAAUCGAAGAAAUUAUGUGGAGAACCUUUCCCGCGUGAGGGAGGCAUAAUCCACAGGGUGGUGGUGCUUGAAGGAAUAAUAGAGAGGAGACAAUGCACACACCAGAAGGUCUUCGACAGCGAUUCCUCAUGGAUGGUGGUAUUCUUGGCGGUGUUGUGAAGUGUGGUGGCUUCCGGUAUGACGAUGGAACACGCUAUGUGGGUGAUUGGAGUGCACGCGGGCAGAAGCAUGGGAUGGGGCACCUCCUACUGCCCGAUGGAACACGCUACGAUGGUGCCUUCAUCGGUGGAAUGUGCUCCGGACUGGGGGUGAUGUCCUUCCCGGAUGGCUCAAAGUACGAAGGGGAAUUCAUGCAGGGCUGGUUCCAUGGGCACGGUAUCUUCUGGCGCAGCGAUGGGAUGCGGUAUGAGGGGGAAUUUCGCGGUGGACGCAUCUGGGGCCUUGGCUUGGUCACGUUCAGUGACGGUAGCCACGGGUUUCCGCGCAAUGAGGGCUUCUUCCAGGAUUGCCGUCUCAUCCGGAAGCGUCGGUGCCCGGAAGUUGUGCAGAAAGCUCAGAAAAUUGCCCUAAUGGCCCGUGCGCAGUGUGAUGAAGCAUUUUAGUGCAGGAUGAGCAGGAUGUGGGAAUAAAAUGAAUUUAAAAAAAAAUGCCAAAAA
Molecule: messenger RNA, 812 nt
Organism: Lutzomyia longipalpis
Lineage: Eukaryota; Metazoa; Arthropoda; Insecta; Diptera; Psychodidae
Product: MORN repeat-containing protein 4 homolog
Exons: 2
Coding region: 249-758 (169 amino acids)
Source: RefSeq, a predicted model, not a curated record